CUACUUUAUUAUUUUUUCAUAGUAUUUAUAUCAGUCAAUGUAUCGAGAAUUUUUGUAUACACACAUCAAACCAUACACAAUCACGAGUUUCUAUUGGUUUCCAUGUUUGUUAGCAAAUUAGUAAAUUGUUUUAUGAAUUGUCGAAUCUGUAUUCUCAAACUGGUAAACAUUGUUAUAAAGCCAUCAGGAAACAAAUUUGAGUUUAACUAAAUGAAAUAUUUUUGCAAACUGAGCAACUCCCCAUCUUCCUGAUUUUUAAUCACACAAAUUAUUGCAGGAUGCGGCUGAUUGUGAUUUCACUAGUUUGGUGGUUUUACGGAACUUCAGUUGCGCCGAUUUCUAGCCAAGACGACUGGAAAUGUCCAGAGAUAGCCGAACAACCGGUGGUGGAGUGCAGUUGCGACAUGCCUCAUACCUUGAGGUGUACCGGAGACAAAUCUGCCAUGGAGAUAAUCGGUAGAAAAUUACGAACUUUAAAAACAGCGUCUGUCUCCCUUCUAGACUGUACUAUUCAAAACGUGACCAUUAUUUCUGGACCUCUGUUAGAAGGAGUUGCUCUUCAUGGACUGGUAAUCUCAUCGGGAGAGAUCAGAGAAAUACAUCCUACUGCCUUUCAAAGGUUUGGAUCCCCAUUGCAGGCACUGGGACUUCCAAACAAUCAACUGGUCAAUGUGCCUACGUCAGCACUUAUUUCAAUUCCGGAACUGGAUAGGCUGGAUCUUUCUGGAAACAAGAUGAAGUCAUUGAAUCAAGAUUCCUUUAGGGGUUUGAGGAAUCUCUCAUUCAUAGAUCUGAGCAACAAUAUCCUUUCCAAAAUCACCCCAGACGCCUUCAAUAACCUACCCCAACUGAAAACUCUUCGACUUCGAGGCAACAGGCUCUUUCUACCCACCAUCACCAAAAUCGAUCCUCUUCCAACAAUAGAAGAACUGGACCUAUCAGAAAACAGUCUCAAUGGACCCCUGGGACCCAAAACUUUCUCUAUAAUGGAUUCCCUCAGAGACUUGCAACUUUCCCACAACACUCUGAGUAGUAUCAGAAUGGGAGCGCUGGAGGGGCUGGCGAAUCUGACAUCAUUAAGACUUCAACACAACCAAAUAGACGUUAUAGAAGACCACGCGUUCAGUCAUACAACGCAGCUAGUCAUCUUAGAUUUGGCCCACAACAGGAUUGUUGCUGUGUCUGGAUCAUCGCUAGCACAUCUGAACUACCUCACAGACCUGGAUCUGCGACAUAACUUCCUGCGAGCCCUCACAGCAGACUUGAUAUUACCUCUGAGGAGCCUCAAAAGCCUGCGGCUAGAUGACAACGAUAUUUCAAUCGUGUCCAGUGAUGCUUUCAAACCUACCACUGUGCUAGAACAUUUUACCUUAUCUGACAACCCUCUCAACUGUGACUGCAGCUUGGGUGAUUUCAAUAUGUGGCUGCGUAACUCCAGUCUUAGCGAAGAUGAUAAAUCGAGUGCCGUAUGUACAACUCCUCCUUCUUUAGAGAACGGUCUAUUAGUGGAGGUGCCUCCUAAUGACCUCCUCUGUGGCAAUGAUGAAGAAGACGCUAUGAUGGCACCUUUGGCAGCACCUUUCAGGGCGAAGAUCAACCUUAAAGACUUCCGGUUUGACGGUACUGAUGUCAAGCUACAGUGGAGUGUCGAAGACGAAGCUUCUCCAUAUACUUGCGACGCCAUAUUUGUCUAUGAAGAAGAAGGUCCAAACGAGGUUUUGGUAGAGUCAAGUCCCAUCAAGUGCAACUCUUCCGAAAUGCUCGAUCCUAAAAUUCUAAAUGUUACUGUUCCUCAUGCUAUUCAACUGCGCCAGCGACAUAUGUACAGGUAUUGUGUCGUGUUGUUAGAGGCAGGUCAGUCAGACGAUGUGGCUCUGAUACUUGGCUGCUCUGAUGUACUGCCUUUGAUUCAGAAUGUAAAAGUUCAACAGACUACCAACUACUCUGUGAAGCUCCCUAAAGUAAUAUCUAUCGAGGCGAAUCUUACCAGUAAUGGAGUGCUUUCUAUAAACAUCAACGUCUACCCACAAACUCGUUGUGAGUUGAACGUUGCUGUCCUGCAGCAAUCUGCUCUGCUAUCUCAAAGGCAGCUCAGUUGCGAUAGUCCCAAAUAUAAUUUCAUAGGGUUGAAUGAGGGAUCUUAUAGAGUAUGCGCCAAUAUUAUGAAAUCUGGACCUAUUGUGGACUUCAACAAGUCCAGGUGUAUUACUGUUUUCAGAAGGGAAGUUAGGGGGAUCUCACAGUUGGAUAUGGUCUUCUUGUCGCUUUUCUUGGUGUUAUGUUUGAUUGUUAUAGUUUUGGUAUGGGGAGCGAGAAAGGUUUGGUCACGGUCUAAAUAUGAGACACAACGGUGUUUUAUAGCUCCGGAGUGUGAUGAAGAAGUGCAGCAUCCCGGUUACACAAAGUUUCAACCGGCUAGCAAGCAGGCAACUACAGAGUUGUGAAGCGGAGGUGGAGUUUAUUGUGCCAUAUAUUUUUGUAAUAUUUUACGAAACAGAAAAUUGAAUUAUGAUGUUCGUUAUCUUCAUUUCAGUGUUGCCUAAUGUUCAUUGUGUUGAGAUUGUAAUUUUUUUCAGGUGAAAAUGAAUGAUUCAAUUUGGAUUAAAUAAUUUUUGCUUGUAGAAAUUUAUAAUAUACAAGGUCAUUCAGGGAGGCUACAUUUUGAAGUAUUGGAAUAUACAAUAUUUUCUUUUUAAUUUGAAUAUACGAGUAAUUUUGAAGUCAAAUCUAAAUAUAGUUACUCAACAAGUCCUUUGAAAAUAGAGAAAUAUAUAUCUCGGAUGGAAAAUGUUCAAUAUUCUCCAUCCACUGAUAAUUCUGUCUUGAUUCAACAUUUCAACUUUUGUUUCAACAUUGACUUCAUAGUGAGCAAUGAUAAAUUGUGCAGCAAGAAAAUUCAAAGUAGAACUUCAUGAAUGAUCUUGUUUGAGGGAGAUUGUCUCAGUAGUUUGUUUGGAUUUGAAAAGGAAAGAAGAAAUCAAUACUUUUUUUCAAUGUGUCAGACCAAAGUAUGGAAUGAAAUAAUAUUCCCAGAAGACAAAUAUCAUGGAUGAAUGAAGUUUGCUAUAGUUUCUGUAAUAAUGUGUUAAAUAUUUAGUUUCAUAGCGAAAUUCCAAAACAGCUCAUUCUCAACGAUUGCCGACAGGUUUUUAGUUUUCUAUCGACACCUAGAUGGUGCUACUAUCAGGUUUGUUAUUCAAGGACCGAUUAGUAUAACUAUCCCAGAGGCAAGGAAGAUAAUAAUUCAGGAACUUCAUGAAUACUCGUGGUCUUUUUUAGUGGAGAAUAUACUGAAGUGCUUUCAACGAAGGGGCUCUCGAUUUCACUUCACAGAUUAUUUGGAGUUGACAUUAGAGAAGAAAUAAAGAUAUAUGUUAAUAAAACAAGUAAAGUAAAGUAAAUCCAAGAAAUGAAAUUUGUGAAAUGAGCAAUUUUUUAUCAUAUUCUGAAUAUUUAUUUCUCAACGAAAAUAGUUUGUUUGGGGAAUUUGAGGAGUUCCUUAUAAUUUAUAGCUGUAUCAAACCUUUUCAAAUCUGUGGGAAGUCUAUUGAUGCUUCUAUUCAUGUGAUUAUUUUGAGAAGUGCUUCAGUAUAAAUUUCAAGAACUGUACAAACUACGUAUAAAAAAUAUUGUUUAUCUAUGCAACUAAUAUUAUGUUUGUGAUUCACUAAACAGAUCUAUGUGUGGGUGCUACUAAAUUUAGAUGUGUAGGCUUAGUUUCUCCAAAAUCUACAAUACUGUUGAUGAGCGUCUAUGCAUUAAUAUCAUGUAUCAAAUUACUUUUAUCAAGCUUGUUGGAACUCGAACUCAAAGGCAUUGAAACGAUUCUUUUGGUGUCUGUAAGAGAAAUAUAUUAAAAAAUCCAAAGACUUUUAUGAAAAAAUGAUAGAUUCAAAAUGAAGCUCCUUUAUGUAGGAAAAGGUAAUGAUGGCUUUCAGUUUCCGAAAAUUAUUGGAUACAAAUAAUGAAUGAAUGGGUAUAUUGAAGCUAUAUUCCGGGUUUUUUGAUCGUGCCUAACGUUCUGCCCACUACUGCGGUGAAAAUUAUCAAAGACGAUGAGGUAACGGGUGAAGCACUCGAAUAGUUUCCUACGUAAUUAGAUUACCUGACCUCAUACUUGUACAGUUGAAAACAGGUAGCCAGAUUUCAUUAUUCAUUGCCUCUUUCUUUCUAUUGAAAGGAAUAAAAACUCUAACCAUCAGCCACAACAAAAGAGAGGAGCAACGAAGUAGAAUUCAAGCAGGCCAUACGACCCAGGAGAGAGAACAGCAAAGCAACCCCAGCUAGGAACGUUGAGGGAACAGCUUUACUUCCCCGUGUUAAAAAUGUUACAGACCGGAUCGGGAUAAUUUUAGAGAAACACGAGGUGAAACCAAUAUUUAGGCCAACGGAAACUAUCAGACGAAGUAUAAGGUAAUCUAAGGAGCUCAGAGAACUUUUAGCAACACCACGUAUGUACCGGAUACCUUGUAGCUGCGGGUUGGUCUACAUUGGAACCAAACGAUAUAGUGAAACCUACCUUCCAACAGUUCCCCUUUGAUAAUAUAGUCACGGAGCUAACUAAUUUCGUUAUUCAAUAAUCUUUUAUGAUUAUGUAAGAA
Leptinotarsa decemlineata (Colorado potato beetle) is the source of this 4601-nucleotide messenger RNA. RefSeq names its product Leucine-rich tendon-specific protein. Gene Ontology annotation, cellular component: plasma membrane. Gene Ontology annotation, molecular function: protein binding. NCBI's taxonomy places the organism in Eukaryota, Metazoa, Arthropoda, Insecta, Coleoptera, Chrysomelidae. The record is from RefSeq and is a predicted model, not a curated record.